ACCCGACUCGUUAAACUAUAUAUAUUCAUUUUGUUGCUUCGAGAUCUUCAUGAUACUCUCUCACAAUAUAAUAUUAAUCUUUUUCGACCCAUUCGCAAUUCGAUAAGCUUUUUGCUUCUUAUUUAAACCCCUUUCUUUUUAUAGCAAAAUAUAAAAUUCAACCAAUUCUAAAAAAAUUUCUUCAUGCAUUUUUCAUUUUUCAUACAAUUUUCAUUUUCAUGGACUUGGUUAACUCAAUGACUCCUUUGAAAUUAACUCAAUUUUUCAUCUUUUUCUCAAUUUUUUUUCAAAUUAAAGUUGAAUCUGAAACACCCAAACAGUUUUUCAAAGGAUUUAAAGCAAACCCAGAUCCCCAAAUUUCGAAUUUUCAGCCUCUUCUUACUGAUUCUACUGGAAAUUAUUCACUGAGUUUUCUUCGAAUUGAUGAAAAUCAACUCAAUCUUGCUAUUAUCCAUGUUAAAUCUUUGGAAACGAUAUGGGUUGCUAAUUUGACCCGUUUAGCUAAAUGGGCUGACCCGACUGAGCUCUACUUCAAUGGCAGCCUUGUUCUGUCUGAUUCACGUUCAGGGGUAUUUUGGUCAACUUACACUGAUGGAGACCGUGUUUGGCUUUCAAAUACAUCAAAUUUACAAGUUCAGAAGGUUGAUAAUGGAGUGACGUCACCUUCUGUUUUAUGGCAAAGUUUUGAUUUUCCCUCAAAUACCCUUGUGGAAAAUCAAAACUUCACUAGUCCCAUGACUUUAGUUUCAUCAAAUGGGCUUUAUUCUAUGAGAUUGGGCUUUGAUUUUUUCGGGUUGUAUUUUAAAGGUGAAUCGGGUUCGGAUUCGGAUUCGGGUCGGAUCUAUUGGAGGCACAAGGCAUUAGAAGCUAAAGCUGAUGUAAUGGAAGAUCAAGGACAUAUUUAUGUUGUAUUAAAAUCAAAUGGAUUUUUGGGUAUGUACCAAAAUGAGUCAGUCCCUGUUGAUAUUGAAUCCUUUAACAGCUUUCAACAACCCGUAUCCGGUGUCCGUCGGAUCCGGAUCGAACCGGAUGGUAACUUAAAAGGGUAUUUUUGGGACGGGUCGAGUUGGGUAUUAGACUAUCAAGCGAUAAAGGAGACAUGUGAAUUGCCUAGCCCCUGUGGGGCGUACGGGCUCUGUCAUCCAGGCAAGGGUUGCUCUUGCCUGGACAACAGCACGAACUACAGUAUUGGCGGGUGUAGCCCGCCGAACAGUGAGGAGCCCCGCAAUUUUUGCGGGGCCACCUAUGAUCUUGAUCACAAGAAGUACAAGGGGUUAUCAAGAAAUGGUGUUGAGUUGUCUAACACUGAGUUAAUGGACUAUCAACAUAUGGUUUCUUUUGAAGAAUGUCAAAGUGCAUGUGAAGGAAAUUGUACAUGUUGGGGUGUGGUGUACACUAACACAUCUGGAUUUUGCUACAUACUAAAUUACCCCAUACAAAGUUUAGUAGGGGUGAGGGAUGAAUCCAAGAUGGGGUUUUUCAAAAUGAGGGAGGGUGUAGGAAAAGAUAAGAGGGGGGUGGGGUUUGGGGUAGGGGUAGGGUUAUUAUGUGGGGCCAUAUUGGUAUUAGGUGGGGUCAUAGGUUUAGGGUAUUAUAGAUUUAUGAAAAGAAAAAGAGAAAGAGGAGUUAGUGGUUAUGUUGAUGAUGAUGGAGUAGUAGUUGGACCAUAUAAAGAUUUGGGAAAUGCAAGUUUUAGGUCAAUUGAACUAAUUGAAAGAUGAGGUAAGGGAUGACAUCUUUUGAGAUAAAGACCUCAUCAUCAUUACAAUAUAAAAACUUUUACAAUAUGGUGGAAGUGGGACACAUUUUGAGCUUUUGGCUAGUGGGGCCUACUUUAUAUUAUCAUACUAUAUAGUAUUUUUUUUACUAUAUGGUGGGAGUGGGCCCUUUUGGGGGGGGGGGGGUUUGGCCAAAGGAAGAAGAUUUGAUGUAGUCAAAGGACAAAAAGAUACGCUAAAUUUGGCAAAAUGAUAUUUAUAUUAUAUUCUAUGCAAAGACUACUUGUUGGAUGUUUUUAUAUUAUAGUUAGUUAAAAAUGACAAUGACUUGUAAAUUGUACUUAUUUUCUUAGUGAUCACUUUCUUAUCUACAUGGCCAAAGUAGCCAAACUUUUUUGGAGCUUUGUAAAGAAAUUAGAGUGUGAUUUUCUUUAUACAAUUUAUCUUCCAUAUUACAUAGUUCUUUCUCCUUGGAGACA
This is a messenger RNA of Solanum pennellii, 2197 nucleotides long. RefSeq names its product PAN domain-containing protein At5g03700. Gene Ontology annotation, biological process: recognition of pollen. Lineage: Eukaryota; Viridiplantae; Streptophyta; Magnoliopsida; Solanales; Solanaceae. The transcript has a single exon. The record is from RefSeq and is a predicted model, not a curated record. The coding region runs from base 219 to 1721 and encodes 500 amino acids.